Molecule: messenger RNA, 1857 nt
Organism: Vigna angularis (adzuki bean)
Lineage: Eukaryota; Viridiplantae; Streptophyta; Magnoliopsida; Fabales; Fabaceae
Product: protein DETOXIFICATION 21
Exons: 8
Coding region: 163-1644 (493 amino acids)
Biological process (GO): xenobiotic detoxification by transmembrane export across the plasma membrane
Cellular component (GO): membrane
Molecular function (GO): antiporter activity; xenobiotic transmembrane transporter activity
Source: RefSeq, a predicted model, not a curated record
CAAACUAGACAGAGUUAUUAAUUGAACAUGGAUUCUUCGUUCUCGUUGCAAAGGUUUUCUCUUUCUCUUUCUUUUUUCUCUUUAUCUUCUUUCUUUCUGUCUUUCACCAGAACGAAUAGUUCUGGGUUGUGGGGCAAGCGAGAAAAACUGAAAGGGUAAAGAAUGGAGGGGGAUCUAAGGCAGAAGCUGUUGAGCAAAGAGAGAAGAAAAGAUGAAGAGGAAGAGGAGUUAUCGUUGUGGAAGAGGUUCUGGAUUGAGAGCAAGGUGAUGUGGAUAGUGGCAGCACCAGCCAUAUGCACCAGGUUCUCCACCUUUGGUCUCAAUGUUAUAAGCCAAUCUUUCGUUGGCCAUAUUGGCUCAAGGGAAUUGGCUGCUUUUGCUCUCGUCUACACCGUUCUCAUUAGGUUCGCCAAUGGGGUUCUCCUAGGGAUGGCGAGUGCAUUGUCAACACUUUGUGGGCAAGCAUUUGGUGCAAAAGAAUACAGCAUGAUGGGAGUGUAUCUCCAAAGAUCAUGGAUAGUUUUGUUCAUAACUGCACUGUGUCUUCUUCCGGUAUUCGUCUUCACAAGCCCACUUUUAACGCUCUUAGGCCAAGAUGAAAGCAUAGCACAAGUGGCAGGAAUCAUUUCUAUUUGGUCAAUUCCUAUCAUGUUUGCCUUCAUUAUCUCAUUCACUUGUCAGACUUUCCUGCAAUCUCAGAGCAAGAAUGUCAUCAUUGCAUUCUUGGCAGCAUUCUCGAUAGUGAUUCAUGUGUUUCUCUCCUGGCUUUUGACAAUGAACUUCAAUUUUGGGCUUCCUGGUGCAAUGAUUUCAACAAUUUUGGCAUACUGGAUUCCCAACGUUGGUCAACUCAUAUUUGUCACAUGCGGGUGGUGCUCUGAUACAUGGAAAGGUUUCUCCUUUCUGGCAUUCAAAGACCUCUGGCCUGUUGUCAAGAUGUCCCUUUCUGCCGGUGCCAUGCUAUGUCUUGAGCUCUGGUACAACACCAUACUAGUUCUUUUGACCGGUAACAUGAAAAAUGCAGAGGUUGCAAUUGAUGCUCUAUCCAUAUGUCUCAACAUCAAUGGAUGGGAAAUGAUGAUAGCACUCGGUUUUAUGGCUGCAGCAAGUGUUCGAGUAGCAAACGAACUUGGAAAAGGAAGUGCCAAAGCUGCAAAGUUCUCAAUAGUUGUGUCUGUGCUCACAUCAUUGGCCAUCGGAUUCUUUCUGUUCUUAUUCUUCUUAUUUUUCAGAGAAAGACUAGCUUAUAUAUUUACCACAGAUAAAGACGUGGCCGUUGCUGUUGGGGAUUUGUCACCUUUGUUAUCAAUCUCUAUUUUACUAAACAGUGUUCAACCUGUACUCUCAGGAGUGGCUAUAGGAGCAGGGUGGCAAAGCAUUGUAGCAUAUGUGAAUCUGGGGUGUUAUUACAUCAUAGGUAUUCCUGUAGGUAUUGUACUUGGUAACUUUCUCGAUCUGCAAGUCAAGGGAAUCUGGAUUGGAAUGUUGUUUGGAACAUUCAUUCAAACAGUAGUGCUAACUGUAAUCACAUACAAAACUGAUUGGGAUGAGCAGGUUACCAUUGCUCAAAAGCGUAUUAGCAGAUGGACGAAGGUGAACGGUGCUGACCAAGAAAAUGAAACUGAGAGAACAUAUGUUAGCUAAAUUAUUUGAAGUGUCGUCAUUGGUCUGUACCAUGUUGUUAUACAACAAAGAUGUUGAUAGGUUUUGUAUUUUUUUUAAUGCUUUUAAUGUUUUUAAUGUUUUAUAGCUGUUGUUUAGGUAGAUGUUUGGAAAAUAGGUAAUUGUGUGGUGCAAACUAUUUUCCUUCAUCAAUAGUAACUCUUAAAUCAAAACUAGUGGUCCUCUUUCCUCCUA